AUGGUGUCGUUAGGAAUUGACUUAGGAACGACGUUUAGUGGAGCUGCUUCAGUUGCCAAUGGCAAUAUGGUUCAUAUAUCACACGAAAGGGGUCGUGAAUUUUUGGAAAGUAAGGNGAAAUUUACCGGAGAUACGUAUGUCGUUGGUACAGUGGCCGGAAACCUGGAGGAUUUCAAUGAGCCUUGUAUGGUGUUUGACAGUAAGCGAAUGAUUAGUCGGGUAUUCUCCGACUCCCAAGUACAACGUAUGAUCCCCGAUUGGCCUUUCAAAUUGUCCGGAGUGGAUGAUGAGAUUCAAAUCACCGUCUCUGACGGUACCGAAUCUCGCAAUUACACACCUGUGCAAAUUUUCUCUCUGAUAUUGAAACGACUGAAGGAGAUGGAAGAGAGGCAAUUGAACCAACCCGUAGUCAGCACCGUCGUCACGAUCCCUGCACGAUUCGGUAACGCUCAACACAAGGCAACCAGAGAUGCGUGCAUGUUAGCUGGCCUGCCCAAAUGCACUUUGCUUCACAAGCCAACCGUGGCCGCGAUCGCAUAUAUUGGAGCCGCCUAUGUUCCCGAAGGGAAAAUGAUUCUGGUCUAUGAUCUGGGUGGUGGCACGUUUGAUGUGUCCAUCGUGGUAAAGACCGACAACGGUUUCGAGGUGAAACAUACACUGGGAGAUACGGCGCUUGGCGGUCGGGAUUUCGAUCAACGACUUUUAAUUGAUGAACUAUUCCGGGAGUACAAUAUGACGAAAGAGCAAAUCUAUAAAGUAUUGGUUGUUGGAGGUUCUACGCGAAUACCGAAAAUUCUCAGCCUGCUGUGCGACCACUUUGACAAGGAACGAAUCACACACCGGAUAGAUCCAGAUCGAGCUGUGGUACAGGGAGCCGUGAAACAUGCGGAAAAUUGGACACGAUCACGCGAGGAACAACUAUCUCACCUGAUUGUCAAGGAUAGCAAUCCGUUGGAUUUGGGUGUCGAAUCCGCGGACGGACGGAUGGUGCCCAUUAUUGGACGUGAAACGACCAAUCAGACAGUUAUGGAAAUCAAAGUGUACGAAGUAAAUGGUUGGAUCGCGCGUAACAAUUUGCUCGUCGGCAAAUUGACUCUACCGAAUCUGUCCGCACUUCCGACCAGAAAGGUCCUCGUGAAUAUCACGUUCCGUUACACGGACGAAUCGAUUGUUGAAGUGACUGCCGAUUGUGUCGAACGGAGUCAGCCGGGUGAAAAAAAUCGAUUUACCGUCUGA
This is a messenger RNA of Echinostoma caproni, 1236 nucleotides long. The record is from the annotation of a GenBank genome assembly. Lineage: Eukaryota; Metazoa; Platyhelminthes; Trematoda; Plagiorchiida; Echinostomatidae.